AUGAGCAACGACACCUACGACCUCGAGGCCCUUCAGAAUGGCUCCCUUGCCAACCUCGCCCUCACCAGGUUCAAGCUCACUCCCACGCCCUCCCUCACCGUCUUCCCUGAUGAGAUCUUCACCUUCGGGCCCUCCCUAACCUACCUCGACCUCUCCGGGACAGGUCUUUCUUCUCUCCCACCCAAUUUCACCACCUCUCUCCCCAACCUCAAAAUCCUCUUCCUCUCCAACUGCGCCUUCACCACCUUCCCGGACCUCUCCUCCCACCACACCCUAGAAAUGGUCGCCUUCCGCCACAACUCGCUCACCAGCAUACCCGAAAACACCCUCCCCCCCAAACUCCGCUGGCUAAUCCUGACCGACAACCGCAUCCCCUCCCUCCCCUCCUCCAUCUCCUCGUGUCCCAACCUCGAGAAAUGCCUCCUGGCGGGCAACAACCUCUCCACCCUCCCCCCCUCCCUCACCCAAUGCCAAAACCUCACCCUCCUCCGCCUCUCGGCCAACAACUUUUCUUCCCUCCCCAGGUUCUUGUUCACCGCCUUCCCCAAGCUAGCCUACCUCUCCUUCGCCGGAAACCCCUGCUCCCUCUCCUCCCGCAAAGCCCACAAACUCCCCUUUGGCCUCCUCGACAUCCCCUACAGCUCCCUUGCCAUCUCCCGCGUGCUUGGCCGGGGCGCCUCGGGCAUCAUCUCCCAAGCAGAAUGGAAGCCCUCCCCUGAUUCCGACUUCACAGAAGACGUAGCCGUCAAAAUGUUCAGAGGUUCUCUCACGAGCGACGGCAGGCCGGAAGAUGAGAUGGAGGCGGUGUUGCUCGCCGGAUCGCAUGAGUCGUUGAUAGGUGUUGUGGGAAAGGUCACGGGAUAUUCUGAAGGGGAAAGGGAAGGGGUGAAGGGGGGGAUUGUGAUGAGUUUGGUGCCGGGGGGGUAUGAAGUUUUGGGCUUGCCGCCGGAUCUGGAGAGCUGCACACGGGAUCGGUUUACGGAGGGCGAGAGGGGGUGGGAGAUGGGGAAGGCGGUGGAGAUGCUGACGGGGAUUGCGGGGGCGGGGGCGCAUCUACAUGGGCGGAGGAUUUGUCAUGGGGAUUUGUACGCGCAUAAUGUUUUGGCUAGCAAGGAGGAUGGGCAUGGGUUGUUGGGGGAUUUUGGGGCGGCGAGCGUGUAUGGGGAGGAGGAGGAUGGGGUGGAGAGGGUGGAGGUGGCGGCGUUUGGGAGGUUGGUGGGGGAUGUGCUCGGGCUUGUGGAAGAAGGGGGGGAGGGGGAGCGGGAGAGGGCGAUGAGGAGGGGAUUGGAGGAGCUGCAGAGAAGGUGCGAGGAUGGGGAUGUGGAGGGGAGGCCGGAUUUUGACGAGGUGGUGGAGGUGUUGAGGGGGAUGUUGGGGUGGAGGGGAGUGAUGAGGAUUCCGGAGGUGCCUAAUUGA
Molecule: messenger RNA, 1416 nt
Organism: Podospora pseudocomata
Lineage: Eukaryota; Fungi; Ascomycota; Sordariomycetes; Sordariales; Podosporaceae
Exons: 1
Coding region: 1-1416 (471 amino acids)
Biological process (GO): protein phosphorylation
Molecular function (GO): protein kinase activity; protein binding; ATP binding
Source: RefSeq, a predicted model, not a curated record